AGUGUAGCGUUGCUGCCUCCGCCCUUGCGGCAAGGGAUAAGAAACCCUGCGCCAACACUUCCUUCUUUCCCAGGCGGCUGCCGAAGAUGGCGGAGGGGCAGGUCCUAGUGCUGGAUGGCCGAGGCCAUCUCCUGGGCCGCCUGGCGGCCAUUGUGGCCAAACAGGUACUGCUGGGCCGCAAGGUGGUGGUUGUGCGCUGUGAGGGCAUCAACAUUUCUGGAAAUUUCUACAGAAACAAGUUGAAGUACCUGGCCUUCCUCCGCAAGAGGAUGAAUACCAACCCAUCCCGUGGCCCAUACCACUUCCGGGCCCCCAGUCGCAUCUUCUGGAGGACAGUGCGAGGCAUGCUGCCCCACAAGACCAAGCGAGGCCAGGCUGCCCUGGACCGCCUCAAGGUGUUUGAUGGGAUUCCACCACCCUACGACAAGAAAAAGCGGAUGGUGGUUCCUGCUGCCCUGAAGGUUGUGCGACUGAAGCCAACAAGAAAGUUUGCCUACCUGGGGCGCCUGGCUCAUGAGGUCGGCUGGAAGUACCAGGCAGUGACAGCCACCCUGGAGGAGAAGAGAAAGGAGAAAGCCAAGAUCCAUUACCGGAAGAAAAAACAGCUUAUGAGGCUACGAAAACAGGCAGAAAAGAAUGUGGAGAAGAAAAUUAACAAGUUCACAGAGGUCCUCAGAACCAAUGGACUCCUGGUCUGAGCCCAAUAAAGACUGUUUAUGCCUAA
Molecule: messenger RNA, 724 nt
Organism: Marmota monax (woodchuck)
Lineage: Eukaryota; Metazoa; Chordata; Mammalia; Rodentia; Sciuridae
Gene: Rpl13a
Product: ribosomal protein L13a
Exons: 8
Coding region: 87-698 (203 amino acids)
Biological process (GO): translation; negative regulation of translation
Cellular component (GO): ribosome; cytosolic large ribosomal subunit
Molecular function (GO): mRNA binding; structural constituent of ribosome
Source: RefSeq, a predicted model, not a curated record